Molecule: messenger RNA, 1272 nt
Organism: Sugiyamaella lignohabitans
Lineage: Eukaryota; Fungi; Ascomycota; Dipodascomycetes; Dipodascales; Trichomonascaceae
Gene: QRI7
Product: Qri7p
Exons: 1
Coding region: 1-1272 (423 amino acids)
Biological process (GO): mitochondrial tRNA threonylcarbamoyladenosine modification
Cellular component (GO): mitochondrion
Source: RefSeq, a predicted model, not a curated record
AUGUUGAGAUUGGGUCUGGGAUUGGGCUGGAGUGGCCCGAGGUGCUCAUGGGGUUCGAAAGUUUCAUAUGGUUUGGGUUUGAGGAAGCAACUGGAUGUAAAGGCAGCUCAGGGGGUGGUGACGUCGCGAAAGUAUAUGGUACUUGCAAUAGAAUCGUCGUGUGACGAUUCGGCGGUCUGUUUAAUUGAUCGGAGAGAAGACUCGGGUGCUCCUGUUAUUGUGGACCAUGUAACUAGAUCACUGGAUACUGCAAAGGCUGGCGGUAUCAUUCCAAUCGAUGCAGUAGCUCACCACUUGUCCAGCAUCGCACCGUUGGUAUCACAAGUGUUGGAACGUAAUGGCCUGUCAAAAGUGGAUCUGGUAUGUGCAACAAAGGGCCCGGGAAUGUUCUCGUCGCUUUCUAGUGGGUUUAAUCUUGCCAAGGGUCUCUCUAUUGCCUGGAACGUUCCAUUGAUCGGUGUGCACCAUAUGCUGGGUCAUUUGCUAACCCCGAGAUUUUUCACAAAUGGACAAGAACCUAAAUUCCCUUUUCUAUGUCUACUCACUAGUGGCGGACAUACGAUGCUGGUACUGUGUAAAAGUUUGUUCGAGCAUGAAAUCCUUGCCAAUACUAUGGAUGUCGCCAUUGGAAACUCACUAGAUAAAUGCGCCCGUGAAAUAGGUCUUAGUGGCCAGAUGUUGGGUAAAGAACUAGAAUUAUUUAUUAACGAACGUGAUGAAAGUCAUGAUCCUCAUUGCGUUCCUGCCGAAUUUGCAUUCCCCAAUCCUCUUCAAAAUAGAUGUGGUCGUAAAGAUAUGGUCGCAUUUUCAUUUGCAUCUUUUAUAUCAGUUAUGGGUCGUUCUCGUGAUCGUAUUUACGGGCCUGACACCACUCUUGCAUCACUCUCCGUGAGUCAACGUCGGGAAAUCGGGCAUCGCGCUCAGACUGCUAUAUUCAAUCAUCUAGCGAGUAAAGUCAGGCUAGCCAUUCAACAAAUGCAAGAUACCCAUGACAUGGACCCUGCAACCAACACGUCUACGUCGGCGCCUAUCGACUUUGUGUGCUCUGGAGGAGUGGCUUCGAACAAGCUUCUUCGUGAAAUGCUCUCUUCGCAACUCGGAUCAUAUAACCUGAAGUUUCACUACCCGGACCCAAAGUGGUGCACAGAUAAUGCUCUCAUGAUAGGAUGGGCUGGAAUCGAGCUCCAUGAAAGUGGCUUGUACCGUCCUACGGAGCUGGACGAAUUGCCUAUACCGAAGUGGCCUCUAGAUGAGUUCACUGCGAGUGCGUAG